Haliotis rubra (blacklip abalone) is the source of this 2387-nucleotide messenger RNA. RefSeq lists its product as uncharacterized. The record is from RefSeq and is a predicted model, not a curated record. Lineage: Eukaryota; Metazoa; Mollusca; Gastropoda; Lepetellida; Haliotidae. Bases 1506 to 2099 code for a protein of 197 amino acids. The transcript has 2 exons.
UAAAUGAAGAAGCAACUGAACAGAAAACAUUCAUGCAAUCAACAAAGGUGGUAAUUUUCGAGAAAAUCAGAAUAAAGCCAAACCAAAAGUUCUAGAGACAAAGUCAAGCAGAGACAGUAGAGCAAAACAGUACUCUCGUCAACAGUAUCCCCAGUGUUGUGCAUGCGGAUACCAGCACAUGAAGGAUAGGUGCCCUGCAGUCGGUCAAACUUGUGACAAAUGUAGUGGUAAACAUCACUUUGCAAGAAUGUGCAGAUCCAGGCUUUCAAAAUCUGACAGAAGAGAUACACAUGGUAAAGGACAGAAGUCAGUUCAUACUUUAGAACAGACUGAUUCACAAUGUGAUGAGUUUGAAGAUUUAUUCAUUGGCAUGGUAGAAACAGACAGUGAUGAUGAAGACUGGAUGGAAGUUUUAGUCACUGAAGGACAAGAUGUUUCUUUCAAGCUUGAUAUAGGUGCACAAUGUAAUGUUAUUUCUAAAUCAGUGCUGGACAAUCUGAAUCUAGGACAGUAUACUUUGUCAGAUUCACGUGCCAGAUUAAUCUCAUACACUGGAAAUAGAAUGACAACACUUGGACUGAUUGAACUCCAAUGUACAGUUAAAGGUGAUAAUGUUGUUCACAAAGAGCCUUUUCAGAUUGUGAAAGAAGAGCGACCCAGUCUCUUGGGCAAAAGAUCCUGUAAAAAAACUGAAAUUAGUGCAACGUGUAAACAUGGUUGAAGAACCAUUGUUUAACAAAACUGCUGAGAGUGAGAGAAACAUUUUGGGAGAAUUUCCAGAAUUCUUCAGUGGUUUAGGUUGUAUUCCAGGAGAGCACCAUAUUGAAAUCAACCCUGAAGUUACACUAGUGGUACAUCCACCCAGAAAGGUGCCAGCAGCACUUUUGGAUAAAGUGAAAACCGACCUGAAUAGAAUGGAGAAAAUUGGUGUUGUUGUAAAGCAAACUGAGUCUACAAGUUAGGUUAAUAGCAUGGUCACAGUGGUGAAACCUCACAAGAUACGCAUAUGCAUUGAUCCUUAAGAUCUCAAUAAAGUUGUGAAGCGUGAACACUAUCCAAUGAGAAUUGAUGAGGAAAUAAUGUCGAGAUUGCCAGGUGCUACUGUUUUCAGUGUCUUGGAUGCUGAAGCAGGUUUUUGGCAGAUUAGACUUGAUGACGUUAGUUCCAAAUAAUGUACUUUCAACACACCCUUUGGACGUUACAGGUUUACUCGCUUGCCCUUUGGUGUGAAAUCUGCACCUGAAGUGUUUCAAAGAGCUAUGUCACAGAUACUGUAAGGACUCGAUGGUGCAGAGUGCAUUGUUGAUGAUGUGUUGGUAUGGGGCAGAAAUGUUCCUGAGCAUGAUGAUAGACUUGUCGCAGUUCUGAAGAGACUGUCUGAGAAAGGUGUUACACUGAACAAAUCAAAGUGUAAACUCCGAUUGUCUGAAGUGUCAUAUGUGGGUCAUCUGCUUACGAAGGACGGAAUCAAACCCGACCCUGAAAAGUUCAAAGCGAUUCGUGACAUGUCGGAACCGGAAAGUAAGCAAGACUUAAUGAGAUUCCUGGGCAUUAUUCAGUAUCUUGGCAAGUUCAAAUCCACAUUGUCACAUGAGACUGCAGUGUUGAGGGAGCUAAUGGCCAAUGACAUUGUGUGGCACUGGACUGAGUCACAUAAGCAGUGUUUUCAGAAACUGAAGUACCGGGUGACGGACGUUCCCAUUCUCCAGUACUAUGACGUCAACCAACCAGUGACGUUAUCGAAAUAUGACUUGGAUGUUUCAUACAAACCGGGCAAAGAACUCAUAGUUCCUGAUGCUUUGAGUAGAGCAUUUUUACCAGCAAGUGAUGAAUGGUUUGAAGACACUGACUAUGAAGUGAACUUCAUCUCAAUGCUUCCCAUGACGCCUGAAAAGGUGACAGAAUUCAAAGAUGCUACUGCUAAUGAUGUGCAAUUGCAACAGUUGAAAUCAAUUGUUCCAUCUGGAUGGCCAGAUGACAGGCAGGAUGUUCCUGUACUUGUACGAGACUUUUGGAACAUUCGUGAUGAGAUUAAGACAGUGGAUGGACUGUUGUUUAAAGGUGUGAAGCUAAUUGUUCCCAGUCAGCUACAAGAGUAAAUGCUUCAUAGAGUGUGUAAGUGCCAGUUAUAGCAUCUGUUUGACAGCAGUAAGCUAUAAUUAGAACAAGAGUAUGGGUCAUGUGACAGUCAUGUGACAGCGAGGUGAGGCGAUGCGAGCCACGGGCAGUGGUGAGAGAGAGGUCGGCCGAGGCAGAAACAUGCUAUCGUUUAGGCAUAGAGCUGCACGGUUUUCAACCGUAUUACACACUCAUUCUCAAUAAAUCGUUGCAAUUUUUAUUUGCAGCCUUAGAAAAACCAAAGUUUAUUUAUGAUAAAGAGUCUUUUG